AUGGCCGGGCCCAUGACUAUUGAUGCGCUGCAGUCUCAUGGAGUGUCGGCGGCGGACAUAAAGAAGCUGAGAGAGGCUGGCUAUCACACCAUCGAAGCAUUGGCGCACGCCCCCAAGAAGGAGCUGGCCAACAUCAAGGGCAUUAGCGAUGCCAAGGUGGACAAGAUCCUGAGCCAUGCCUUCAAGAUUGUCCCGAUGGGCUUCACCAGUGCGUCAAUUGUGGCAGAGCAGCGCGGCGAGAUCAUAACCAUCACAACCGGCUGCAAAGAGCUGGACAACAUCCUGGAGGGUGGCAUCGAGACGGGGUCGAUCACAGAGCUCUACGGGGAGUUUCGCUGCGGCAAGACACAGCUGUCGCACACGCUUUGUGUGACCUGCCAGCUGCCCAUCGACAUGGGAGGGGCUGAGGGCAAGGCGCUUUUCAUCGACACAGAGGGCACCUUCCGCCCGCAGCGGCUGCAGCAAAUCGCAGAGCGAUACGGCCUGGCCGUGAAUGAGGUGCUGGACAACGUGGCGUAUGCUCGCGCCCACAACACAGACCAUCAGCAGACGCUGCUCGCCCACGCAGCCGGCAUGAUGGCAGACAGCCGCUUUGCCCUGAUUGUCGUGGACAGCGCAACGGCGCUGCACCGCACUGAGUUCAUCGGGCGGGGCGAGCUGGCUGCGCGGCAAAACUCGCUCGGCAAGUUCUUGCGGGGCCUGCAGCGGCUGGCAGACGAGUUUGGGGUGGCCGUGGUGGUCACAAAUCAGGUGGUCUGCGCCAACCUGGACGGCGGUGCCAUGUCUUUUGGGCCCAACAUCAAGCCAAUCGGCGGCAACAUCAUGGCGCACGCCACCACUACACGGCUGUGGAUAAAGAAAGGGCGGGGAGAGACUCGCAUUGCCAAGGUGAUGGCCAGCCCCUCGCUGGCAGAGCGGGAGGCCACCUUUGGCAUUGGGCCAGAGGGCGUGUGUGAUGCAAAGGAGUGA
Monoraphidium neglectum is the source of this 969-nucleotide messenger RNA. Its product is annotated as putative DNA repair protein RAD51 like protein. NCBI's taxonomy places the organism in Eukaryota, Viridiplantae, Chlorophyta, Chlorophyceae, Sphaeropleales, Selenastraceae. The transcript is spliced from 7 exons. The record is from RefSeq and is a predicted model, not a curated record. Gene Ontology annotation, cellular component: condensed nuclear chromosome. Gene Ontology annotation, molecular function: ATP binding; double-stranded DNA binding; ATP-dependent DNA damage sensor activity. Gene Ontology annotation, biological process: reciprocal meiotic recombination; chromosome organization involved in meiotic cell cycle; DNA recombinase assembly. Bases 1 to 969 code for a protein of 322 amino acids.